Molecule: messenger RNA, 12291 nt
Organism: Symbiodinium sp. CCMP2592
Lineage: Eukaryota; Dinophyceae; Suessiales; Symbiodiniaceae
Source: the annotation of a GenBank genome assembly
AUGAGUUGGCAGAAGUUAGCCGGGAGGCCAGCCCGAAGCAUUGAAACCAAGCCGCAAAGACUAGCUUCAGCGUUCGGGCGGCCAGACCUUCUCCGACUUCGGCAACUUCGGUGUCUUGUUCUGGAGAGGGAGGACGUGAUCUGGCGGCCAGUGCUUCGACUUCUUCUACCUUCUUGGGGUGAGUUUCCUGACUGCUUCCGCACGACCACACACUGUGCUCUGAUUUGCCCCUCUCCUGGCUACGAUGGCGGCUCCCAUGUCGCUGAGGGGUCGGAGCCUGAUGUGGAUGUCGAGCCCAAGGCGGAUGUUGAGCCCAAGCUUGAGAAGAGGAAGCGAGAGAGAAAACGAGAAGCCAAGGCAGUCAAGGGACUUUCGCCUAGUGCGAAGCCGGUGCCUGACACGGACGAAGAGGAUGAAGAGUUUGACAGUCCUUCUAAGAGGGCAUCGACGGGGGGAGAACGACCUAUCUCAGCACGUGAGCUUCGCAAUCUCCUUUCCGAACAUCGUCAAGAGCUCAACAGAUCUUGGCACGUAUUCGAGAACCGCAUUGGGAAAGUUGAAAAUCUGCAGAGGAACCAGACAGGGGAGAUUGCCUCAGUUGCCGGAAGAGUCAAGAUCACUGAGAAGGAGAUGGUUGGCGUCAAGAAAAGUGUUAUCUCUGGGGAGAAAAAGAUUGAGCAGCUCGCUGAGGAUGUUGCCAACAUGAAGGUACAGCUUGAAGAGGUGAGACAGAAUGCCAAGACGCCACAACUUGAUGCAGGGAAACCUCCACAUGGUGCUGAGGGAGAACAUGCUGGUGGAGUUGGAGGGGACCCAUGGGCUGAGUACCUCCGCAAGAACCGCAUUGGGACGAGUGCCCCCGGUGUGUCCUCUGGGAACAUUCCGCCUGCUUCGAUGGGAGGAAAUGCUAUGGAAGCUGAUCGUCAUGACCAACUCAGUGAUGAAGACAAGAAAACGCUCAUUGUGGGGGGGUGGCUACAGGACACGAGAAAGAAUGUAAUUGAGGAGGAGUCCGCCGCGCUGUUGCAGAACCCUGAGAUCCGGCCCCUCCUUGACGUUGACAAGUUGGCCGUAUACGGUCCUCGUCGCAGCGUGGGCAUGCUUCGCUUCAAGUUGCGGGAGGAUGAGCAAACGUACGAGCAGCUUAAGACGAGGAUGUGGAAAGUUGUUAGGGCCGUGUCUCAACUCAAGCUGCAGGUUGCAAGCGCCAAGAACCUCGGGGAAGACAAAACCAUGUGGGCGUCCUUUGUCAAGACGAAAACCGCGCGAACGAGAUCCGCCCAUAUCAGCAUGGUCCGAAGAGUGUGCAUGGCCCUGGCAGCGGAUGCGAAGGAUGAAGCUGGUGGCGUCUUGAACCUGGAGCACACGCAAGUCGGUGCCUACGAUAUGGACUGGAACGCUGGGACGAUUUGGUGCGGGAUUCACAAAUUGGCUUCGUCAACCCACCGAUGUCCCCGAGACGCCGAGUCCAUCACGAUGACUGGAGGCUGGAUCAAUCUCGAUGCAGUCGGAUUGAAUGAGGAUUCCGGCAUGAAGAUCGUGCGGGAUGAAGUGCAAGUUGGUGGACAGUCUAAGACUCUCCAAGUUGCUUCUGAUGGUCCUAAGUGUGCAAGACACUUGUGGGGACGUGCUGGUCAAUGGAAUGUGGGAGGUCAAAAGCUUGAGCUUCUUGAUGAAGGUGGGAAGGACCUGGAUAUCUUGCUCGUGCAGGAGAUGACCAGGUCUGAUGAUGGGUGGGACAGUCUUGAUACUCCCCUCUUUCAUUGGGUUUCACAUCGGAAAUCUAACCAUUAUCGUGGAGUUGCCAUAGGAAUUGCCAACGACAAGCUAGAUUGCGUGAUCGACAAACGGGCCAGCAGCAGAGGAUUGUGGAUUCUGGCGAAGUUGAAAGGCUUAGGGCGGGUGGCACUGGGCACAAUGCAUGCACAUACCGGGGCCACGAACGCCAUCUACCAAGCUGCCAUCCAUGAUUUCGUCAACGCUUGCCCCAGAAAAUGGCGUCAAUAUCCUUUGUUGUGUGGGAUUGAUGCCAAUGAAGAAUUGAAGUGGCAUGAGGCCGAGCGGGGGUUCAGAGCAGAACCAUCAUGUUCUUCGACCAAUCUCGAUGAGGUCGUGCAUCAACUCUUGCAGCUAGGAGCCUCCCCUCUUCCUCCCGUUCGAGAUCAAUGGGACACUGCCACGCACUACCCGAGGGAUACGAGUCGCAAGGGCAGGCAGAUCGACAUGAUUGGCGCACGACAUCUUGACUGUGACUUAAUAAAGAUAGAUGCAUCGAGAAGGCACGUCAUUGGCAGCGACCAUGCACUUCUUCAUGUGUGCCUCUACUCUCAGACCCGCUUCGCCAAUCGAUGGGGGAAUGAUUCCAGGCCAAGAUACAUGAGCGGGCCCAUUCCUGAGGACACCAUAAUUGUCGACUCCAAGGACAUCACUGAACUGGCGCGGCAGUGCACAAGACCGAGGCUCGGGAAGUCGUACCGUGACGAUGAGGAAAUCAAAGCCAAGGCCAAGGAAGCGCGCUCCAUCGGCACAGCUAAAGCCUGGAAGGAUGUGCAUCGCCUUCGGAGGAGGGCAAAGCGUGAAUGGGAAAAGGGUCGACUUCGCGACAUCCUCCAUGGAGAUUGGCAUCAAUACAGAGCUCUGCAGCGUGAACGCACCAGAAAGAAGGGGUGGUGGGGAAAGAUGUUGGCCGAUCGCUCAUCGACCGAGAACACCUCUUUAGUGCACGAGCACCUGAAGCGUAAGCUCGUCAAUGAAUUCGGCCAAGAUUGGAAUGACAUUCUUCAACAGCAGAUCGAUUCAGUCCAUGUUGGGGAUGAGUUUGAGCGGUUCAGCGUUGUCGAUGUUAGGGAAGUCUUGAGCACGAUGAAGGUCAAUUGUGCCGUGGGUCCGGAUGGGAUCAGUGUGGCACUUCUUAGGGAGGCAAUGAGUCAUGAUGUCGUUGGACCUCAGAUUCUCGACCUUGUGAACCACAUCGUUGAAAAGCUCGAGUUCCCUGAGGAGUGGGAGGAAAACUUCCUGGCGCUCCUGGCGAAAUGUGAAAUACCCACCAAGGCGGGAGAUUUGAGACCAAUAUGUGUCAGCUCAGUCUUUCACAAAAUGAUCACGAAGCUCGUCUGUCAGCGAGCCAUGCCCAAGCUGCGGGUUGGUUCACGCAUCUCCGGAUGCGGCAAGGGACGACAAGCGGCGGACGUGAUUGGAACGAUCUCCCGAGUUCGAGAUGUUGCGCGGGAAUGGCAGCUACCAGUGUUGCUGUGUAAACUGGACAUCUCAGGCGCAUUCGAUCGUCUCGACCGGCAGAAGGUGGUUGAGUUCCUGAAGGCAAGAUUGGCAGACUGCGACAUGAGCCAUGAACUCAAGUACCUGCUGGCGCAGUUGAGAACCUAUCACCUCAAAGGGAUUGUCCCAGGUGGACAUGAAAUCGGCAUCUCGCCCAAUAUUGGCAUUAAACAAGGUGCACCGGAGUCGGCUGAGGUGUUUGGACUUGUCAUGAAUGACCUCCUCUCAGGCCUUGUUGAUCACCGGCUUUGGCAGCAAUUUGGUCGUCCGCUUACAGGCCUUGACCUUGAGCUCGUGUUUUAUCAGGAUGAUAUCUUCAUCGUUGAAUCUGAGCUUGGACGACUUUGCAAACGCAUCAGAGUUCUUGAAAGGUGUCUUGCGAAACAUGGCCUGCAUCUCGCGACUGAGAAGACCAAAAUUGUUGCAUCCGCCGCUUAUCGAGGAGCCCGUCAAGCCAAGGUGGGCGAUGCCCUGUUUCAAGUUGCCGGGAGACAUGAGUCGGUCAAGGUUUUGGGUCUCUCCUUCAACCUGCAGGAUUCCCCCUCGCAACAAGCCAAAGAACUUCUUCAUAGAACUCGUACGGCUGCCGCCACACAUCGUGACUUGUUGCGAGGAAGGGCUGGUUGGGGGAAGAAGGCAGACAUGGUACGCACCUUGGUCGAGUCCCAGUUCGCAUGGACGGGAGGAGCCAUUCACUGGAGUGCUGACGAUCUUCGGCAAGCUAACACCAUCCAACUACACACCCUUCGCAGUGCGUUCCGAAUGGGAAGACAUGAGGGCGAGAGUUGGGUCGAGUGGAAUGGCAGAUGUCGGAUGCCCAUGGCACUCACUGGCCUAAGCUCGCUGAACAAAGACACGUCUGGGAUUCUCUUCUUGGAAUGGGCAAUUACCUGUGACUUCAACUUUGACAUGAACCAAUAUUGCCCUCUCAACUGCGAGCUUCAUGUGAAGACCUUGGAGGCUCGAGACAAUCUGCAGUUCGCUCCCGCCUCCUACCACGUGCACUCCAUCCGCAUGGGACGUGCCGGGAUGACCAUGGCGUGGUGGUUUGGAGCUGCUCUUCUAGGGCUCGUUGUGGACGUGAGUGGAACACUGGGUGAAUGGUAUCGACCGGGCACCUGGGAGACCUUGCCUCCGCCUGGGACGUGGAUUACCUCACCCUGCUUCCACCCGUCCUUUGUGGACAUCGGCGCCUUCCUCUUCAUCGACGACGGCAUCGACUUCGUGGGCUUCGGCAUCCUCGUCUACGAUGGCAGCACCUACCUCCUUGACUUCGGUUUCCUCCUCUCCUUCUCCAGCGGGACCAACUAUCUCGACGCCGGCAUCUACUCAAUGGACGACGUCGAGUCCGUGGCCUGGGUCGUCCACCUCGCUGAAGAUUACCAGACAGUGGAGGCGAGCCCACCUCUGCCGCACGAGAUGCCUGUACCCUUUCUCACCCUGCCAGUGAUCCAGGAGGACGCUACCGAGAUCGCCGGAAUCUACGUGGCAGAGGUGCAACUGGUGCAGUACCAGCGGCUGAAACAGCUUCAUGCGGGAUCACCAGCAGAUUCGGACGAGUACGUGAAGGAGUGGAUCGGUGGCACCAUGCAAAUGGAUGAGGCACCGUUUGUGAUGCAGGGACCUUGUGUGUUGGCAUCUGGACCCGCGAUCAAAGGGGUGACCUUCUAUGGGGACAGCUUCUACGUUCGUGCGAACUUAGAUGGUGGAGAAGGUGAAUGUUCCACCACGGCGGGCGAAGAUGACACCAACAGUGGUGACAUUGCAGACGUGGACACCGAGAAUGACACCGAGCAGAGCUCAUCCUCGAACUCGACGCCAAGUGUUGGUUUCUAUCGACAUGGUGAGUGGCAAGCACGACCCCGUACACCAUGGGAACACCGCCAGCAUACCGGAGGACGAGGGCUGCAACGUACCCGCAAACAAGAUGAGAGGAUGCGAGCAUAUUUGGAAGGCAGAUGGAAACCUGCAUGGCUAGUCAAAUAUGCAAAGGAAAAGGAGGCCCGCCGUGGCAGAGAUCUACCCCAGGUACCAGAAGACAGUCCUCCUGCUCCAGAACCACGACACGAACAGACCAUGGAGCCACCCGCGCCUGAAGAACCUCAAGGUGAACAAUAUAACACUGACACCAGUGAUGAGUGGACAAACUGGUCGUGGGAUGCAUCGUGGCCGGCCAAUGACUGGUCGUGGAGUUGGCAAACUGGUCAAUGGGCAGAUGCUGAUUGGCAAGAUGACAGUGGGAACCCCCAAUGGUCUUGGGAUGGGGUCACAGCGUGGACAUCGCCGGUGUCAUCCACCGAUGAUCUCGCAGCCAGUCAGGCCGCAAGUUCCAGUACGAGCACAACAACCAGCGGAAGUAUGGAGUCCAAGAGGAGUGACAUGUUCAACGGCACCACCUUGACCAGCACAGUUUGGGGGGAUGAGUUGCCAUGGGGAACCGCACUCAGCUCCUCCUCUACAUCGUCGACCACUUCGCUGCCAAUCGGAGGAGUGACCCAGCCGUUCCCUGACCCGUGGAUGGACUGGGGCUGGAUCAGCACGUUGACAACCAGCAGCACGACCAUGGCGAGCGUUCCCCCCAACUAUGGUCUCUAUCCCGAAGUACGCCCUGCUCACCUACCACUGGGAGAUGAGGAUAACUUGAUGGCGAUCACUAACAGUGAGGUCGCCAUGCUUCAGGAAGCAGGAGUUCCCCGUGGACAGAUAACGAGAAUCACAAACAUGCUGGCUACACUUGAUGAGCAACAGCGACAAGGCCGCGGUCCGGUGUACGCCGCGUGUUGCAAAGACGACUUCGACCACGAGGUGUUCUCCCAGUACAAAGAGUUCCACGACAGGAACAAGAGCGAUGGCGUAUGUUUCUCUGGGGGAGGCAAUGGGCGGGCAUCUUUACGGACGGCCUGGAUGCGCAUCUGCUUACUCCUCUACAACCUGGAGAAAGUGAUGGUAUUUUGGGGAUGUCGAAGAUGGCUCGACUACCACCACUACCACCACCACCAUCACCUCGAUGAUGACUGCGACAUCCACCUCCUCUCCUACGUCGACGCUGACUGUGACAUCGGCCUCUCUGACCAUAUCGACGAUGACUUGGCCGGUUACCUCCUCGAGACCGAGACCGUCGUCCUCCUGGUGCCCGACGGAACUGGAGCGAUCUACGUGCUGGACUACCUCUACAACGACGUCAUCCUCUACUCAUGCGCCGUGGACGAUGACUGUGUCCACCUCACCGGCAUCGAGUUCGUCGUCUUCAUGGUGGAUGGAAUGCAACCUAACUUCGUAUUGGGAUGCAGUGGGGCGAACUACUUGCUGGACCACUUCUACAACGACUUCCUCCUCUGCCGGGAAGCCCUGAUCAAUGAAGCGAUAGAAGAGUCUUUGACAUGGAUACAGACUCCGCUCAGCGAGGUGCCCAUGAAUGCACGGCACUUUGAGGCGGUAAUCAUGUCGGUGGUCCACAGGGAGGCCGGAUUUGGGAUCCACGACCUGAAGUACCUCACCGAGACUGGCCACGAGGGAUAUUGGGUAGACGUCGACAUCGUACAGCUCGCCCACCUACACGUUUGGUUCCGUCGCACGUUCCCUCAGCACUUGAGCAAGUCGAACGCAGGGAUGUUCGUGGGGGGCUACGAAGCAAUGGAGGUGAGACUGGCGUCACUUCGAAUCCACGCGAUGGUCCUCAUGGCGUUCUUCCUGGCCUUCAUGUUGGUCCUCGUGAUCCUUCUGGGUCUGAUGCUGGAGUUCUCCGUGGAAGUCGUCGCCGUCUUACUCGCCGUCGACGUUCUGAUCGUGCUUUCGGUCGUGAGAGAAGUCGCAGUAGGGCGCGCAAGCUGCUGGAAGAGAGAGGCAGCGGCCUCUGCAAACUGCGUGCCAUGGCGCAAUGCCAUCUGGAAGAUCUCCAGGGCAGCGCCGUACACCCGGCCCACUGGACCCUUCAGCGCAUCUGCGGCCAACGCCAAGGGCGACCACACAGGGUCCAGCAUGUUCGGAAGCUGGCUCAGGGAUAACUGUAUCAUCGCCUACGGCAUCUUCCUCACAGAUCCGGAUGGCAGCGGCGGGACAGAUGCGGUGGCGUGCCUCAAUUCCAUUGCGACUUUCCUGCUCACCUACCAGUCGCAUAAGAUGGAGCUUGUCAUCAACGGCCACAAGAACGUGAAGGGUGAUGAGCAGACGUGGAUGGACCGGCCGCACAUCCGCUUCAUCGGUGAGACCGGGAAGGAGGACACGAAGUGGUACAACCACAAGCAGAACGAUGCACUGGGCUACUUCCUCUGGGCACGUACACAGCUUGCGCUGGCUGGGAAGAUGCCUCUGACAGGGGACCACCUGAAGCUCUGCGCACAGCUCUUCGAUUUCCUCCGCACCAUCGAGUGCUGGGAGGAUUUAGAUGCAGGGCAUUGGGAAGAGCACUCAGCGCAGCACGCCUCCUCUCUGGGUCCAGUGCUUGCAGCCGUCCGAAGCUUCAAGAAGGUCAUGGCAGCCAAUCCGGGAUGGAUAUUCCCGGGGAAGAGUGACACGCUAGAGGUUCUUGAGAAGAGCUUAGCUGCUUCCCUGAAGCAGAUCCUCCCCAACGAGGUAGUCAAGCCGAGGGCGAAUGCAAAGGAUGCUGACGGAGCGCUCAUCUUCCUGUGCUAUCCCCUGGAGGUCGUGGACGAUGCGAUGGGUGCCCUUAUCCUCCAACAGAUGGAAAAGAUCACGGGCCACAUCGCAGUAUGCCGAUAUCGCAAGGACAGCUACUGGUGCAAGGACUACAAGGUCCCUCUCUUUCUUUCACAGGUAGCCAUCGCCGCGGACGUGAAGGGGACUGUGUACGUGCGGAGACUUCUUGGGCGUUGUGAACUCACUGCCUUGACCGUGUGCAUCUGUUACUACGAGUACCUCUUCUUCAUCUCCCUCCUUGUGCCGAUUGGCUCACCGACGGAGCUUGCUGAGUCGAGUGAGGAGGAGAAGACAACUGGUGCCAUGGACACUGAGGUGAAGCAGGAGAAGCGGAAGCGAGAAGUGCGUGCAGCUGCGACUCGUGGGCGACGUGGUCGAGGUCGAGAUGCUCGGGCAGGAACUGAUGGAGUUCACGGAGCAGUCAGUGGUGAUCUUGGGACUUCGGAUGAUGAAGAUGAAGAGAGCCCCAGCAAGCGUGCUCAAGUUGGUGAUCCACCUCUCAGCGGGAACGAAAUGCGAGAGCUGCUGUUUGGGCACAUGAAAGAUAUGAAAGAGGCGUGGAGGACCUUUCAAGGGAGAAUGGAUAAGGUCGAAGCUGAGCAGUUGCAGCAGAGCCACGAGAUGAUCAACAUUCGGACACGCACGAGCGCCAUUGAGAAGGACAACCUGACGAUGAACAAGAAGCACGAGACUAUGGUCAAGAACAUGGAGGAACUUGCAGAGGAUGUGCGCAAGAUGAAGGUCCAGUUCGACGAGGCUCAACGUGUCCCUCCUCCAGAGGAUCGACCCAAAGGUCUUGGGAUGAACCAAGCCGCUGAACCUUCGGAUCCUUGGGCUGAGUUUUACCGUCGAAAAGAGGGGAGAGAUGCCAAAAUACCUGGACCUCAUGGACAAGAACUUCCUGGAGAUCGUGCUGGUGAUCGUUCUGGAGACACUCUCUCUGAGGAUGAAAAGCGCACGCUGGUUAUUGGGGGGUGGGCUCGUGACACCAAACGCACCAUCAUUGAGACUGAAAGUGCGGUCCUGUUCACCACCGCGGGCAUCCAGGAGCUGAUCGACUCCCCGAAGCUCGCCAUCUAUGGGCCGCGACGAUCAGUUGGCAUGCUCAAGUUUAAUCAGCGCCAAGGGGAGAAUUUCGCGGACGUCAAGAACCGCAUGUGGGAGGUCAUUAAACUGGUUGCAAACACGAAGUUUGAACUCGGCAGCACUCGUGAGUUUGGGGAGGUCAAGAACAUGUGGGCAAGCUUUGUGAAAACUCGCAACGCCCGGAUGAAAAGCGCCCAUGUUUCGAUGGUGCGACGAGUGUGCUGUGACCUUGCCAUGUCGUCCAAGAACGCCGAGGGAGGAGUUAAGAAUCUUGCUUGCACUCAGUUCGCGGCAUACGACUGUGACUGGUCUUUGGGGACGAUUUGGUCGGGGAGCUUCAAACUUGCAAGCGCAACCCACAAACAGCCACGAGAAGCCGAAUGCAUACUUAUGCCCGGCGGCUGGGUGGCACUUGAUGCCAUCUCGGGAGUGACAGGACAAAACCUCCGCGAGACCGACGUCGCAGUGAGUGAUUCUGAGAUUGUGCUUGUGCAAGAAGUUGCAAGGGGAAAGGAAGGCUGGAGUUGUGAAGAUACCGACAACUUCCACUGGAUCACCCAUCGUCAUCAUGACCAAUGGAGAGCUACAGGGAUCGGCAUUGCCACUGACCGCCUUGACUCUAUCAUCCAUAAGGUGGCCUCUCCUCGAGGAGUCUGGAUCUUGGCCAGAAUUCACGGGCUGGGGAGAAUUGUCUGUGGUAGUAUGCACGGACACACUGGAGUCACAAACGCGGUGUAUCAAGGCGCCGUCCUGGAAUUCUUCUCGAAACUUCCGGCAAAGUGGCGCCAGUAUCCUCUCCUUUGCGGCAUAGAUGCGAAUGAGGUCCCGAAAUGGGAUGAGAUUGACGAGCAUGUCCUUGCAGUAGGUCAUUGUUCUGAAAACCUGAACGUCCUACUUGAUGAAGUCACAAAGAAUGGCUGCCGAGCAGUCCCCCCGUUCUUUGGCCAGAGAUGCCAACCUACACAUUUCCCACGAGAUGAAACCAGAGUUGGCAGACAGAUUGACAUGCUGAUCACUCGCAGUCUCCAUUGCCAAGAUGUCGUCAUUGAACCAGAUCGCCGAUACGUCAUCAACACCGAUCACGCGUUGCUGCAUGCCGAGAUUUUCAAUAAUGUCAAACCCCUUGCGCGACGUUGGGGGAAUGAUUCUAGAGCUCGCUGGGUCCAUAGUGCUCUUCCGGACACUGUCAUUGUGGAUGAAGAGGACCUCCAGACACUAGCCGGGGACUACACGCGUCCUCGCCGAAGCCUGGCUUAUCAUGACAGUGCCGACGUGAAGGACAUGAUUCAGCAGGCCAAACGGGAGAAUUGCAGAAAGACUUGGAAAAGAGUUCAUCGCUGUCGUCGACAAGACCGUCGCACGUGGGAAACGCAACGUCUUCAGCGGAUUCUAGUCGGAGGAUGGGAGGACUUUCGAGCCUUGCAGAACGAGAAGAAGAAGAAAAAGGGAUGGUGGGGACAGAUGCUGCAAUCACGCAGCUCACAACAACUAACGGCUGAAGUCAAAGAUCAUCUCGUGAACAAGAUGGUCAGCCCUUGCAUGCAUGAUUGGGAUGAAGUCCUUCAGCGUCGAAUCGAAGCACUUCCUUCUCCCUCUGAGUCUUGCCCAUUUCAGCCGUUCAGUCUCCUUGAGAUCCGAACCGAGCUGCAACAGAUGAGAUGCCGAAGUGCUGUGGGACCUGACGGUAUCAGUGUCCAUUUGCUCCGGGAAAUCGCAAGCCACGAUACUUUAGCUCCCCAGCUGCUUGAUCUUGUGAACCACAUUGUGAGGACGCAGGAAUCCCCGCGCAGCUGGGCGGUGAGCUUCCUGGCGCUAUUGGCCAAAUGCAAUGAGCCGACCAAAGUUGGAGAGUUAAGGCCCAUUUGUGUGAGCUCUGCAUUCAACAAACUGGUUAAUCGCCUGGUGUGCAGUCGUGCUCUCCCUAAAUUGAGACGGGGCUCACGAAUUUCCGCCUGUGGGAGUGGGAGACAAGCAGCAGACCUCAUCGGGAGUGUGUCCCGCAUUCGUGAUGUCGUCCAUGAGUGGCGAUUGCCUUGCCUGCUCUGCAAGUUGGACGUUGCAGGUGCAUUUGACAGAGUUGACCGUCGUAAGGUCGCUGAUCUAUUAUGCAGCCGCCUCGAGAACGAAGAGAUUCCGGCUGAACUUCGCUAUCUCCUGUCGCAAUUACACAGCCAUGAGCUAGUUGGGAACGUUCCGGGAGGACAUUCCAUCCGUCUUUCACCAAACAACGGAAUAAAACAAGGUGCACCUGAGAGCGCCGAAAUCUUUGGACUCCUGGUUGAUUCCCUUCUUUCUGAACUGGUGAGAUGUGACAGAUGGCAGCGAAUGGGAGGACUGUGUGAGGAUCUGCUGGUCUCCUUGCUGUUCUACCAGGACGAUGUUUUCCUAGUAGACAGUGACCUGACGAGGCUCAUCAAGAAAAUUCGGAUUGUUGACCGAUGUCUUGCUCAAGCUGGACUACGCCUUGCAACAGAGAAGACAAAGAUUGUGGCUAGCCCGGAAUACACUGGUGCCCGCUCUGCGAAAGUCGGGGAGGACUUCUACCAGAUUGCCACUGAUGACGAGUCCCUGAAGGUCCUCGGUGUCAAUUUCUCCUUCUGUGCUGGACCCAGUCAACAGGCACAAGAGCUUCUGGGUCGUGCGCGGGCUGCGGCGGCUGCACAUGAUGACAUUCUCCGGGCCCAUGGUCCUUGGACCAAGAAAAUCGACAUGAUCCGCUGCCUUGUUGAGUCCCAGUGGUCGUGGACCGCGGGAGCUGUGCACUGGAGUUCCCAAGAUUUAAGUGCUGCCAACACAGCCCAAUUACAAUUACUUCGGCGAGUCUUCGGCAUCAGACGUCUACAAAGCGAGACAUGGGUGGACUGGAACAAGCGAUCCAUACGAUUUUGCCGAGUCUGGCUUGCCAACAACGGCUACCAGCGCUGGAGCACAAAGAUACUGUCGAUGCAGCACAACCUGCACGGUCAUUGGGCACGUAGAAUAGAGCAUGAUCGUGAUCGGGAUGAACUCUUCCCAAGUCUACCGAUGCAGGCUCUUCUUUGGCGCAGCACUCACUGGUGGAGAUUCCAGCAAUCACUUAGUGACUCGAUUGGAAUGCGCCAUCCGGGGAGAUUCUACGCCUCCAACCCCGAGCGACAAAUCUCAGAAGCACAUGGAAGUCUUUGGCACGUUCUGGCCCAAAAUCGGGCUGAAUGGUGCACAGCGAGAGCGACAUAUCUCCAAGCGUGGGAUGUGAAAUGGUCUAGCGGCCGACAGCUUGCACUACGUUUCUGA